UUUUCAGGUUCUUUUAGAAAUGAUGGAUUAAAAGCUGCUGAUGUCCUUCCUAUACUGAAGGAGAAGGUGGCCUUCGUGUCAGGUGGCCGUGAUAAACGAGGUGGUCCUGUCUUGACCUUCCCAGCCCGCAGCAAUCACGACAGAAUAAGGCAGGAAGACCUUCGGAAACUUGUGACUUAUUUGGCCAGUGUGCCAAGCGAAGAUGUUUGUAAACGAGGAUUCACUGUUAUUAUCGACAUGCGGGGAUCCAAAUGGGACUUGAUCAAGCCUCUCCUGAAGACUCUUCAAGAAGCCUUCCCUGCUGAGAUUCAUGUCGCCCUGAUUAUAAAACCUGAUAAUUUCUGGCAGAAGCAGAAAACGAACUUCGGCAGUUCCAAGUUCAUCUUUGAGACAAGUAUGGUAUCUGUUGAAGGCCUGGCAAAACUCGUAGAUCCUUCUCAGCUGACGGAUGAGUUUGAAGGAUCCUUGGAUUACAACCACGAUGAAUGGAUAGAGCUGCGCGUCUCCUUGGAAGAGUUUUUCAACAGUGCCAUCCAUUUAUUAUCAAGGCUGGAGGAUCUCCAGGAAAUGUUGGCAAGGAAGGAGUUUCCCGUUGAUGUUGAGGGCUCAAGAAGGCUGAUUGAUGAGCACACACAGCUUAAGAAAAAAGUCAUUAAAGCUCCUGUGGAGGAACUGGACCGUGAGGGUCAGAGGUUAUUACAAUGCAUAAGAUGCAGUGAUGGUUUUUCUGGUAGGAACUGCAUUCCUGGAAGUGCAGAUUUUCAAAGUCUUGUGCCAAAGAUCACCAGCCUUUUAGACAAGCUACAUUCUACCCGGCAACACUUGCAUCAGAUGUGGCAUGUCCGCAAGUUGAAACUGGACCAGUGCUUUCAACUCCGGCUUUUUGAGCAAGAUGCUGAGAAGAUGUUUGACUGGAUCAGCCACAACAAAGAAUUAUUUCUGCAGAGUCACACGGAGAUCGGCGUGAGUUACCAACAUGCCCUGGACCUGCAGACGCAACACAAUCAUUUUGCCAUGAAUUCCAUGAAUGCCUAUGUCAACAUCAAUCGGAUCAUGUCUGUCGCAUCAAGGCUUUCUGAGGCAGGCCAUUAUGCUUCCCAGCAAAUUAAGCAAAUAUCUAGCCAGCUGGAUCAAGAGUGGAAGAGUUUUGCUGCAGCUCUGGAUGAACGCAGCACUAUCUUAGCCAUGUCUGCUGUCUUUCACCAGAAGGCUGAACAGUUCCUUUCAGGUGUGGAUGCCUGGUGCAAAAUGUGCAGUGAAGGAGGCCUCCCCUCAGAAAUGCAAGACUUGGAACUGGCUAUCCAUCAUCAUCAGACCCUGUAUGAGCAAGUAACACAGGCCUACACAGAGGUGAGCCAGGAUGGAAAAGCCUUGCUGGAUGUCCUACAGCGUCCCUUGAGCCCUGGGAAUUCUGAAUCCCUCACUGCUACUGCAAACUACUCCAAGGCUGUUCACCAGGUGUUGGAUGUGGUACAUGAAGUCCUGCACCACCAGCGGCGCCUGGAGAGCAUCUGGCAGCACAGAAAGGUCCGGCUACAUCAAAGGUUGCAGCUCUGUGUUUUCCAGCAGGAUGUUCAACAGGUACUGGACUGGAUUGAAAAUCAUGGGGAAGCCUUUCUGAGUAAACAUACUGGAGUGGGGAAGUCUCUACACAGAGCACGUGCGCUGCAGAAAAGACAUGAUGAUUUUGAAGAGGUAGCCCAGAAUACGUACACCAAUGCAGACAAGCUUUUGGAAGCUGCAGAACAGUUGGCUCAGACUGGGGAAUGUGACCCUGAAGAGAUCUAUAAAGCAGCCCGGCAUCUGGAAGUACGGAUUCAGGACUUUGUCCGGAGGGUGGAACAGAGGAAACUUCUCUUGGACAUGUCGGUUUCCUUCCAUACCCACACCAAAGAGCUGUGGACAUGGAUGGAAGAUCUGCAGAAGGAGCUCUUAGAGGAUGUCUGUGCUGACUCUGUGGAUGCGGUUCAGGAGCUUAUCAAGCAGUUUCAGCAGCAACAAACAGCCACCUUGGAUGCUACCCUCAAUGUUAUCAAAGAAGGGGAGGAUCUAAUCCAACAGCUCAGGGACUCGGCCGUUUCCAACAAUAAGACUCCACACAACAGCUCCAUCAGCCACAUUGAAUCUGUCCUUCAGCAGCUCGACGAGGCCCAGGUACAGAUGGAAGAGCUCUUCCAUGAGAGGAAGAUUAAGCUAGACAUUUUCCUUCAGCUUCGGAUUUUUGAACAGUACACCAUCGAGGUUACAGCAGAGUUAGAUGCCUGGAAUGAAGAUCUGCUGAGACAAAUGAAUGACUUUAACACUGAAGACCUGACUCUGGCUGAGCAGCGCUUGCAGCGUCACACUGAGCGGAAGUUGGCCAUGAACAAUAUGACCUUUGAAGUCAUCCAGCAAGGGCAAGAUUUACACCAGUACAUCAUGGAGGUCCAGGCAUCAGGCAUUGAGCUUAUCUGUGAAAAAGACAUUGAUCUUGCAACACAGGUUCAAGAACUGCUGGAAUUCCUUCAUGAGAAGCAGCAUGAGCUGGAGCUUAAUGCUGACCAGACCCACAAGAGGUUAGAGCAGUGCCUGCAGCUCCGGCACCUACAGGCUGAAGUCAAGCAGGUGCUUGGCUGGAUCAGGAAUGGUGAAUCAAUGCUGAAUGCAAGUCUUGUCAAUGCAAGCUCCCUCUCUGAAGCUGAGCAGCUCCAACGGGAACACGAGCAGUUUCAGCUGGCCAUAGAGAAGACACACCAGAGUGCCCUGCAGGUCCAGCAGAAAGCUGAAGUGUUGCUACAGGCUGGGCAUUACGAUGCCGAUGCUAUCAGAGAGUGUGCUGAAAAGGUGGCUUUGCACUGGCAGCAGCUGAUGCUGAAGAUGGAGGACAGGCUCAAACUUGUCAAUGCCUCAGUGGCCUUCUACAAAACCUCUGAGCAGGUGUGCAGUGUAUUAGAGAGCUUGGAGCAAGAAUACAGACGGGAUGAAGACUGGUGUGGAGGUCGAGAUAAACUUGGACCAGCAGCUGAGAUAGACCACGUCAUCCCUCUGAUCAGCAAACAUCUGGAACAGAAGGAGGCUUUUCUCAAGGCCUGCACGCUGGCACGAAGGAAUGCUGAGGUGUUCCUCAAGUACAUCCACAGAAACAAUGUCAGCAUGCCUGGAGUAGCAAGCCACACAAGGGGCCCUGAGCAGCAAGUGAAAGCCAUUCUGAGUGAGCUGCUGCAGAGGGAGAACCGGGUCCUUCACUUCUGGACCCUGAAGAAGCGGAGAUUAGACCAGUGCCAACAAUACGUUGUCUUUGAGCGCAGUGCCAAGCAGGCCUUAGACUGGAUCCAAGAAACAGGUGAAUAUUACCUCUCUACUCACAACUCCACAGGGGAAUCAGCAGAAGAAACUCAGGAACUCCUGAAGGAAUAUGGGGAAUUCAGAGUACCUGCCAAGCAAACAAAGGAAAAAGUGAAGCUCCUCAUCCAGCUGGCUGACAGCUUUGUAGAAAAAGGACAUAUACACGCCACUGAAAUUAGGAAGUGGGUCACCACUGUUGACAAACGCUACCGUGACUUCUCUCUCAGGAUGGGAAAAUACCGCUACUCCUUGGAAAAAGCCCUUGGGAUCAAUACAGAGUCUGGAAAGGAUAACAAGGACCUAGAACUAGAUAUUAUUCCAGCAAGUCUUUCAGACCGGGAGGUAAAGCUGCGAGAUGCAAAUCAUGAAGUCAAUGAAGAAAAAAGAAAGUCGGCCAGAAAGAAAGAAUUCAUUAUGGCUGAACUGCUUCAGACAGAAAAGGCUUAUGUCAGGGACCUACAUGAAUGUUUAGAGACUUACCUUUGGGAAAUGACAAGUGGAGUGGAAGAAAUACCUGCUGGGAUCCUUAAUAAAGAACACAUCAUCUUUGGCAAUAUUCAGGAGAUAUAUGACUUUCAUAACAACAUUUUUCUGAAAGAACUAGAGAAAUAUGAACAACUGCCUGAGGAUGUGGGCCACUGCUUCGUCACCUGGGCAGAUAAAUUUCAGAUGUAUGUCACCUACUGCAAAAACAAGCCUGACUCCAACCAGCUCAUCCUGGAACAUGCAGGGACUUUCUUUGAUGAAAUUCAGCAAAGGCACGGUCUGGCCAACUCUAUCUCUUCUUAUUUAAUCAAGCCUGUCCAGAGGAUCACAAAAUACCAACUCCUACUGAAGGAACUUCUAACCUGCUGCGAGGAGGGAAAAGGAGAACUCAAAGAUGGCCUGGAAGUGAUGCUCAGUGUCCCAAAGAAGGCCAACGAUGCAAUGCACGUCAGCAUGCUGGAAGGGUUUGAUGAGAACCUGGACGUCCAGGGAGAGCUGAUUCUUCAGGAUUCCUUCCAAGUGUGGGAUCCCAAGUCUCUCAUUCGGAAAGGCCGUGAGAGGCAUUUGUUUCUCUUUGAAAUCUCUUUGGUGUUUAGCAAAGAGAUCAAAGAUUCUUCAGGACACACAAAAUAUGUUUACAAGAACAAGUUACUGACCUCAGAACUGGGAGUGACUGAACACGUUGAAGGAGAUCCAUGUAAAUUUGCUUUGUGGUCUGGACGAACACCAUCCUCAGACAAUAAAACAGUGCUGAAAGCAUCCAGCAUUGAAACAAAACAGGAAUGGAUCAAAAAUAUCCGGGAAGUCAUUCAAGAAAGGAUUAUCCAUCUGAAAGGAGCUCUGAAGGAGCCAAUUCAGCUCCCCAAGACACCAGCAAAGCAGCGAAACAACAGCAGAAGGGAUGGAAUAGAUGACGCAGACAGCCAAGGAGAUGGCAGCAGCCAACCUGACACCAUUUCCAUUGCAUCCAGGACAUCACAGAACACAGUGGACAGUGACAAGUUGUCUGGAGGGUGUGAACUAACCGUGGUGCUCCAGGACUUCACAGCAGGCCACAGCAGUGAGCUGAGCAUUCAGGUGGGGCAGACGGUGGAGCUGCUGGAGAGGCCCAGCGAAAGGCCAGGCUGGUGUUUGGUCCGGACCACAGAGCGGAGUCCCCCGCAGGAGGGUCUGGUCCCCAGCAGCGCUCUCUGCAUUUCCCACUCCCGCAGCAGUGUGGAGAUGGAUUGCUUCUUCCCUUCAGGAAAAGAUGCCUAUUCGGUCUCUUCCAACGACAACGGGGGCAAGUCUGAUUCAGUGGCCAACUUACAACCUCAGCCAUCUCUCAACUCCAUCCAGAGCUCUCCUGGCCCCAAGCGCUCGACCAACACCCUGAAGAAGUGGUUGACUAGUCCUGUGCGCCGGCUGAACAGCGGGAAGACGGAGAGCAACAUCAAGAAGCAGAAAAAGGUGCGAGAUGGCAGGAAGAGCUUUGACCUCGGCUCACCAAAGACCGGAGAUGAAACCACUCCUCAAGGAGACAGCGCAGAUGAGAAGAGCAAGAAGGGCUGGGGAGAAGAUGAACCAGAUGAAGAGUCUCACACACCUCUUCCUCCUCCUAUGAAGAUAUUUGACAAUGAUCCAGCCCAAGAUGAGAUGUCCUCCUCUUUGCUAGCUGCUCGACAGAGCUCCUCUGAUGUCCCAACUGCUGCGGAUCUUGUCAGUGCAAUAGAAAAGUUGGUCAAAACUAAGCUGACCCUUGAAGGAGGAUCUUACCGGGGAAGCUUGAAAGAUGCCACUGGCUGCUUAAAUGAAGGAAUGACGCCUUCAACUCCCCCACGAAACCUUGAAGAAGAACAGAAAGCCAAAGCAAUGAGAGGCAGGAUGUUUGUCUUAAAUGAGCUGGUACAGACUGAGAAAGACUACGUCAAGGACUUGGGAACUGUUGUGGAGGGCUUCAUGAAGAGGAUAGAAGAAAAGGGAGUUUCUGAAGAUAUGAAAGGGAAAGACAAGAUAGUAUUUGGCAAUAUUCACCAGAUCUAUGACUGGCACAAAGACUUUUUCCUGGCCGAACUGGAAAAAUGUCUUCAAGAACCUGAUCGUUUAGCACAGCUUUUUAUUAAGCAUGAACGGCGAUUACACAUGUAUGUGGUUUAUUGCCAAAACAAGCCACGAUCUGAAUAUAUAGUAGCUGAGUAUGAGACAUACUUUGAGGAGGUCCAACAGGAAAUAAGCCAGCGACUCACCAUCAGUGACUUUCUGAUCAAACCCAUUCAAAGAAUAACUAAGUAUCAGCUUCUUCUCAAGGACUUCCUGAGGUACAGUGAAAAAGCUGGUCUGGAGUGCUCUGAUAUAGAGAAAGCAGUUGAACUAAUGUGCCUUGUACCGAAACGCUGCAACGAUAUGAUGAACCUGGGUCGCCUCCAAGGGUUUGAGGGCAAGCUGACAGCUCAAGGCAAGCUGCUGCAGCAGGACACCUUCUACGUGACAGAGCAGGAUUCUGGAGUUCAAUCUCGGCCGAAGGAGCGUAGGGUGUUUCUCUUUGAGCAGAUAGUUAUCUUCAGUGAACUCCUUAGAAAAGGAUCUUUGACACCAGGCUACAUGUUCAAGAAAAGCAUAAAGAUGAACUACCUUAUCAUUGAAGAAAACGUGGACAAUGAUCCCUGCAAGUUUGCUCUCAUGAGCCGGGAGACAUCAGAGAGAGUCAUUUUACAGGCAGCUAAUGCAGAAAUUCAACAAGCUUGGGUACAGGACAUCAACCAGGUCCUGGACACACAGAGAGAUUUCCUAAAUGCUCUGCAGUCUCCCAUAGAGUACCAACGCAAGGAAAGUAGCACAGCAGUGCUGAGGCCCCAGACCAGCAGGGUCCCUCAGCCCAACAGCAGACCCUAUUCUUCUGUUCCAGUAGGGUCUGAGAAGCCUUUAAAGGCUACAACUCGUAAUCCAUCUCUCCCACCCUUGAAGAUAUCUACCUCCAAUGGCAGCACAGGGUAUGAACACUCACAGCCUGGAGACAAGUAUGAACAAAGCAAGACUGAUAUGGGAGGGUGCAAUGGGACCUCUUCCAUGGUGGUGAUUAAAGAUUACUAUGCACUGAAGGAGGAUGAGAUCUGUGUGAAUCAAGGAGAGGUGGUUCAGAUCCUUGCUAUCAACCAGCAGAACAUGUUCCUGGUGUACCAGCCUGCAAACGACCACUCUCCUGCUGCUGAAGGAUGGAUCCCUGGCAAUAUCUUGGCUCCCCUCACUAAAUCCACUACAGAUAAUAGCGACGGAAGCAUCAAGAAGUCAUGUUCCUGGCAUACCCUGCGCAUGAGAAAGCGGGCGGAAAAGGAGAGCAGUGGCAAAAAUGAAGCCAAUGGGCCACGUAAAUCCAAGGAUAUUCUGGGGAACAAGGUCUCUGUUAAAGAGACAAACAGCUCAGAGGAAUCAGAGUGUGAUGACCUUGACCCCAAUACUAGCAUGGAGAUAAUCAACCCCAAUUUCAUUCAAGAAGUGGCUCCCGAGUUUCUUGUGCCAUUAGUGGACGUCACAUGCCUGCUUGGUGACACUGUGAUGCUGCAGUGCAAAGUCUGUGGGCGGCCCAAACCAACAAUAACCUGGAAAGGACCAGAUCAAAACAUUCUUGACAAUGACAACAGCACAGCCACUUACACGGUGUCAUCUUGUGACUCUGGGGAGCUCACCUUGAAGAUCUGCAACCUGAUGCCUCAGGACAGCGGCAUUUACACCUGUGUGGCCACCAACGAACACGGGACCGCAUCAACCUCUGCCACCAUCAAAGUUCAAGGUGUCCCAGCUGCCCCAAAUCGCCCCAUUGCUCAGGAGAGAAGCUGCACCUCUGUGAUCCUACGCUGGCUACCCCCGUCCAGUACAGGCAAUUGCACCAUUUCAGGAUACACUGUGGAGUACAGAGAAGAAGGCUCACAGAUCUGGCAGCAGUCAGUAGCCUCAACUUUGGACACGUACCUCGUCAUUGAGGACCUGUCCCCAGGCUGCCAGUAUCAGUUUCGAGUGAGUGCCAGCAAUCCCUGGGGAAUCAGCUUGCCUAGUGACCCAUCUGAAUUCGUGAGGCUCCCAGAGUACGACUCUGCUGCUGAUGGUGCCACUAUUUCAUGGAAGGAAAACUUUGACCUUGCUUAUGCAGAGCUACAUGAGAUUGGGAGGGGACGAUUCUCCAUAGUCAAGAAAUGUGUUCACAAAGCCACACGGAAAGAUGUUGCUGUAAAAUUCAUCAGUAAAAAAAUGAAAAAGAAAGAGCAGGCAGCACAUGAAGCAGCUUUGUUACAGCACUUACAGCAUCCUCAGUACAUCACCAUCCACGAUACAUAUGAGUCUGCAAGUUCUUACAUCUUAGUUUUGGAACUGAUGGAUGACGGUCGUCUCUUAGAUUAUCUAAUGAACCAUGAUGAACUGAUGGAGGAAAAAGUCGCCUUCUAUAUACGAGACACCAUGGAAGCCUUGCAGUACCUUCACAAUUGCAGAGUGGCUCAUUUAGACAUCAAGCCAGAAAAUCUGCUCAUUGAUUUAAGAAUCCCAGUACCUCGUGUCAAGAUCAUUGAUUUGGAAGAUGCAGUUCAGAUCACAGGUCACUACCACGUCCACCAACUCCUCGGAAACCCAGAGUUUGCAGCUCCUGAAGUUAUCCAAGGCCUUCCUGUCUCCCUGAGCACAGAUAUCUGGAGCAUAGGGGUCCUCACCUAUGUCAUGUUAAGUGGUGUCUCUCCAUUCCUGGAUGAAAGCAAAGAGGAGACUUGUAUCAACGUGUGCCGAGUAGAUUUCAGCUUCCCGCACGAGUACUUCUCUGAUGUGAGCCAUGCUGCCAGGGAUUUCAUCAACGUUAUCCUCCAGGAAGACUUCAGGAGAAGGCCAACAGCAGCCACUUGUUUACAGCACCCAUGGCUGCAGCCGCACAACGGCAGCUAUUCCAAGAUCCCACUGGAUACCUCCCGCUUGGCUUCCUUCAUCGAGCGCCGCAGGCACCAGUACGACGUGCACCCCGUCCCCAGCGUCAAGAGUUUCCUGAUGAGCAGGAUGAGCCCAGGCACGUAA
Chaetura pelagica (chimney swift) is the source of this 8838-nucleotide messenger RNA. It is a transcript of the gene KALRN, whose product is annotated as kalirin, RhoGEF kinase. NCBI's taxonomy places the organism in Eukaryota, Metazoa, Chordata, Aves, Apodiformes, Apodidae. The transcript is spliced from 60 exons. The annotation marks the transcript as partial. Gene Ontology annotation, cellular component: cytoplasm. Gene Ontology annotation, biological process: protein phosphorylation. The record is from RefSeq and is a predicted model, not a curated record. Gene Ontology annotation, molecular function: protein binding; ATP binding; protein kinase activity.